CCUCCUCAAAAAUAUCUUAGAUUCUCGAAGACUGGAUCAGCUGUCGCGCAAGGUUAUUCCGUAUUUCCAAAAUUGCGUAUUUAAUCCCAGAGGAGUUAUAUAAAAUAAAUCAUAAAUAAUAAAUAAUAGAGCCCCUUAAAGAGAGUGACUCUUCAUUAACGACUUAGAUAGCUAAAGUGAUUAGUGGCCAUGUUGGCUUUCUUAAACUCUUGAUUUUAACCUGGAAGAUUUAUUAUUAUAAUUAUAAUUAUUAUUGUUAUUGUUAUUAUAAUUGUUAUUGUUAAAAUAAAUUUAAAUGAAUAAGUGAAUUGAGUCCUAGGAUUAAAACGGAGGAACCAGCCGGUUUUUUUGUUAUCAAACUGGAGGAAUUAAAAAUCAUCCAAGCUGGAUAGGUUACCCGAGUACCUCCGCGAUACCGUGGAUUGGUUUAUGGGAAAAGCCAGACGGAAGGAGAAAGAUGCAGGAACCACGGAAGACCCCAAGCUGUACCUGGAGGAAGCGGCCCUGGAGAGACAGCUGCCCGAGCUGGACCUCAGGAUGCUGGUGGACUUACCACCAGGGCUGGACUACAACGAGUGGCUGGCCUCUCAUACGCUAUCUCUCUUUGAUCAUAUUAAUUUGAUCUAUGGGACUAUUUCGGAAUUUUGUACUCAAACUGGUUGUCCUGAUAUGACUGGGCCUGGACUCAGAACUUACUUGUGGUUUGACGAGAAGGGAAAGAAAACUCGGGUCGCUGCUCCGCAGUACAUUGACUACGUUAUGACGUUCACUCAACGUACCGUCAGCGACGAGACGAUAUUUCCCACGAAAUAUGCAAACGAGUUCCCGAGUUCGUUUGAGUCGAUAGUUCGUAAGAUCCUGCGGCUCUUGUACCACGUAGUGGCACACAUUUACCACUGCCACUUUCGCGAGGUUGCACUUUUGGGACUCCAUGCCCAUCUCAAUUGUGUGUUUGCUCAUCUUACACUUCUUAAUCAACGUUUCAACCUGAUUGAUCCCAAAGAAACCGAAAUUCUUGGAGAUCUAGAGGCCGCAUUACUUGGUGAUUCUGCGUCAACAGUUGCAGAACCGACGACUGUAGCCACUUAAAAGUAUCCUAAUAAAUUAAUUUAUUUAUUUAAUGUUUACGAGAUUGUAGUUUGUGAUCUCUUAAAUCUUUUCCUCGUUGGACUGUUUUAUUUUUUGCUUGUUUACAAGUCACUGCAUAAUUAGCGUGGAGGUUGUUGCUUGCGAGGGAAAGACUAUUAAUUAUUUAAAA
Molecule: messenger RNA, 1258 nt
Organism: Cotesia glomerata
Lineage: Eukaryota; Metazoa; Arthropoda; Insecta; Hymenoptera; Braconidae
Gene: Mob2
Product: MOB kinase activator-like 2
Exons: 5
Coding region: 430-1089 (219 amino acids)
Biological process (GO): positive regulation of protein phosphorylation; signal transduction
Cellular component (GO): cytoplasm; nucleus
Molecular function (GO): protein kinase activator activity
Source: RefSeq, a predicted model, not a curated record